GCGGAGGAGAAGAAGGAGCAGGUUGAGUUGCCGUCCUUCGCAAUGGAGAUCAGAGAUCCUGAGACAAAGAGGCAUCUGUCAAAUCUCCCUCAAGAACUGUCUUUCAGGGGGAUCCCUCAGGAAGAUCCAAUUCAGGACACCUCAGGAGGGAAGCAUAGAAGGAAGUCGACUCUUUGUUUAGGGGGAGCGGAAACCAUGAUUGAACCUCCAACUCAGGAGGGUCUUCUGCCCUUUGAGGAGGUGGCUGUUUAUUUCUCUGAGGAGGAGUGGUCUCAACUGGAUCCUGACCAAAAAGCUCUGCAUUGGGAAGUCAUGCUGGAGAAUUAUAAGAAUGUGGCCUCUCUUGGUGAGAAUGAGAAUAAAGACUCUGGAGAACCAUUCCAAGUAUUCAGAAAAGGAGAUGUAAUCGAGAAACCCGCAAUUCAAACAGAAUUCCAAAAUCAGGAGGGAAACCUGUUGAAUAACUGGAAUAAGGAAAGGUCAUCUCCUUCGAUUGUUUCUCAGAUGCAGGACUUUAUUGAUCAACAAGAAAAACUAAAGAAGAAAUAUAUUGAGAAAGGUGUAAGAAUCUUCAAAGAAACAUUAGAUAUAAAUGGACCCUGUGCAUCACAAGCCAAAGGAGGAGCCAAUAUAGGCAAAGACAAAAGAAAGAAAUACAGUUGGAAGUUCACACCUUCUCAAGAAAAUGGGUCUCUUGAGUCACAGCAAAGUUUUCACAUGGGAGAGAAGACAAAUAAAUUCAAUGAACAUGGAAAAAAGACUGUUAAUAAAAAGACAUCCACAAUGGAGAAGCCAUAUAAAUGCAUGGAGUGUGGAAUGGACUUUGAAAGACGCAGUAAUCUUACAAUCCAUCGAAGGAUCCACCCAGGAGAGAAGCUCUAUAAAUGCAUGGAGUGUGGAAUGGACUUUGAAAGACGCAGUAAUCUUACAAUCCAUCGAAGGAUCCACCCAGGAGAGAAGCUCUAUAAAUGCAUGGAGUGUGGAAUGGACUUUGAAAGACGCAGUAAUCUUACAAUCCAUCAAAGGAUCCACCCAGGAGAGAAGCUCUAUAAAUGCAUGGAGUGUGGAAUGGACUUUGGAAGAUGCAGUAAUCUUACACGCCAUCAAAGGAUCCACACAGGAGAGAAGCCAUAUAAAUGCAUGGAGUGUGGAAAGGGCUUUAGCCGAAACAGUAGCCUUAUUACCCAUCAAAGGAUGCACACAGGGGAGAAGCCAUAUGAAUGCAUGGAAUGUGGAAAAGGCUUCAGAACAAGCAGUAAACUUAAACGCCAUCAAAGGAUCCACACAGGGGAGAAGCCAUAUAAAUGCAUGGAGUGUGGAAAGGGCUUCAGAAACAGCAGUCAUCUUACAAGGCAUCAAAGGAUCCACACACGGGAGAAACCCUAUAAAUGCAUGGAGUGUGGAAAGGGCUUCAGAAAAAGCAGUGACCUUACAUCCCAUCAAAGGAUCCACGCAGGGGAGAAGCCAUAUAAAUGAAUGGAGUGUGUAAAGGGCUUCAGCACAUCCCAUAGUCUUAUUUCCCAUAACAUGAUUCAUAGACUGGAGAAUCCCCAAAACAAAGAUAUAUUUGUGGCGGAGGAGAAGAAGGAGCAGGUUGAGUUGCAGUCCUUCGCAAUGGAGAUCAGAGAUCCUGAGACAAAGGUGCAUUUGUCAAAUCUCCCUCAAGAACUGCCUUUCAGGGGGAUCCCUCAGGGAGAUCCAGUUCAGGAGACCUCAGGAGGGAAGAAUAGAAGGAAGUCGACUCUUUGUUUGGGGGGAGUGGAAACCAUGACUGAACCUCCAACUCAGGAGGUUCUUCUGCCCUUUCAGGAGGUGGCUGUUUAUUUCUCCGAGGAGGAAUGGUCUCAGCUGGAUCCUGACCAAAAAGCUCUGCAUUGGGAAGUCAUGCUGGAGAAUUAUAAGAAUGUGGCCUCUCUUGGUGAGAAUGAGAAUAAUGACUCUGGAGAACCAUUCCAAGUAUUCAGACAAGGAGAUGUAAUGGAGAAACCUGCAAUUCAAACAGAAUUCCAAAAUCAGGAGAGAAACCUGUUGAAUAACUGGAAUAAGGAAAGGUCAUCUCCUUCGAUUGUUUCUCAGAUGCAGGACUUUAUUGAUCAACAAGAAAAACUAAAGAAGAAAUAUAUUGAGAAAGGUGUAAGAAUCUUCAAAGACACAUUAAAUGUAAAUGGACCAUGUCCAUCACAAGCCAAAGGAGGAGCCAAUAUGGGCAAAGACAAAGGAAAGAAAUACAGAUGGAAGUUCACACCUUCACAAGAAAAUGGGUCUCUUGAAUCACAGAAAAGUUUUCACAUGGGAGAGAAGACAAAUAAAUGCAAUGAACAUGGAAAAAAGACUGUUAAUAAAAAGACAUCCACAAUGGAGAAGCCAUAUAAAUGCAUGGAGUGUGGAAAGGACUUCGGAACACGCAGUAAGCUUACACUCCAUCAAAGGAUCCACACAGGAGAGAAGCCAUAUAAAUGCAUGGAGUGUGGAAAGGGCUUCAUCCAAAACAAUCACCUUAUUACCCAUCAAAGGAUCCACACAGGGGAGAAGCCCUAUAAAUGCAUGGAGUGUGGAAUGGACUUUGGAAGACGCAGUAAUCUUACAAUCCAUCAAAGGAUCCACACAGGAGAGAAGCCCUAUAAAUGCAUGGAGUGUGGAAAGGGCUUUAUCCGAAACACUACCCUUAUUAGCCAUCAAAGGAUGCACACAGGGGAGAAGCCCUAUAAAUGCAUGGAGUGUGGAAAGGGCUUCAGAAGAAGCAGUGAACUUACACGCCAUCAAAGGAUCCACACAGGGGAGAAGCCAUAUAAAUGCAUGGAGUGUGGAAAGGGCUUCACCCAAAACAAUCACCUUAUUACCCAUCAAAGGAUCCACACAGGGGAGAAGCCCUAUAAAUGCAUGGAGUGUGGAAAGGACUUCGGAACACGCAGUAAUCUUACACCCCAUCAAAGGAUUCACACAGGAGAGAAGCCCUAUAAAUGCAUGGAGUGUGGAAAGGACUUCGGAACACGCAGUAAUCUUACAGUCCAUCAAAGGAUGCACACAGGGGAGAAGCCAUAUAAAUGCAUGGAGUGUGGAAAGGGCUUCAGAACAAGCCAUGAACUUACAUGUCAUCAAAAGAUGCACACAGGGGAGAAGCCAUAUAAAUGCAUGAAGUGUGGAAAGGGCUUCAGCACACCCCAUAGUCUUAUUUCCCAUAACAUGAUUCAUAGAGUGGAGAAUCCCCCAAACAAAGAUAUAUGUGCUAGAUCUCUUUUUUCCCCUCACCUCCAUAUCCAGAAGAAUCUCUUCAAACCAUCGGAAAAUCUUCAGGUCUUGUGUUUGGAAGAUUUUGUCUCUUUAUUUGUGAUCUGUGGAUUGAUCCCGGAGGUUCUUCUGCCCUUUGAGGAGGUGGCUGUUUAUUUCUCCGAGGAGGAGUGGUCUCAGCUGGAUCCUGACCAAAAAGCUCUGCAUUGGGAAGUCAUGCUGGAGAAUUAUAAGAAUGUGGCCUCUCUUGGUGAUAGUGAGAAUGACCAUGAAGUCUCUGGAGAACUAGUCAAAGUGCUCAGACAAGGAGAUGUAAUGAAGAAACCUGCAAUUCAAACAGAAUUGCAAAGGCAGGAGAGAAACCAGUCAAAUAACUGGAAUAAGGAAAGCUCAACUUUAGAUGUAAAUGGACCCUGUCCAUCACAAGCCAAAAGACAAACAAAUAUAUGCAAAGACACAGGGAAAAAUUACAGUUGGAUAUUCACACUUUCUCAAGAAAAUGGUUCUCUUGAGUCACAGAAAAGUUUUCUCAUAGGAGAGAAGUCAAAUAAAUUCAAAGAACAUGGAAACAAGGUUGUUAAUAAAAGGACAUCCACAAGGGAGAAUCCAUAUAAAUGCACGGGGUGUGGAAGGACCUUCAGAACAAGCAAUGAACUUACACGCCAUCAAAGGAGCCACACAGGGGAGAAGCCAUAUAAAUGCAUUGAGUGUGGAAAGGGCUUUAGCCGAAAGAGUACCCUUAUUACCCAUGAAAUUAUCCACAAAAAGGAUAAGCCAUAUAAAUGCAUGGAGUGUGGAAAGGGCUUUAGCCAAAAGAGUAACCUUAUUACCCAUCAAAAGAUCCACAAAGCGGAGAAGCCAUAUAAAUGCAUGGAGUGUGGAAAGGCCUUUAAAAGAAGCAGUGAACUUACAUGCCAUCAAAGGACCCACACAGGGGAGAAGCCAUAUAAAUGCAUGGAGUGUGGAAAGAGCUUCAGAAUAAGCAGUCAUCUCACACGCCAUCAAAGGAUUCACACAAGGGAGAAGCCAUAUAAAUGCAUGGAGUGUGGAAAGAGCUUCAGAAUAAGCAGUCAUCUCACAUGCCAUCAAAGGAUUCACACAAGGGAGAAGCCAUAUAAAUGCAUGGAGUGUGGAAAGGGCUUUACCCAACAUGGUCAUCUUUUUCCCCACCAAUCAAUCCACAUGGGAGAAAAGCCCUAUAAAUGCAUGGAGUGUGGAAAGGACUUUGGAAGAUGCAGUAAUCUUACAAUCCAUCAAAGGAUCCACACAGGAGAGAAGCCCUAUAAUUGCAUGGAGUGUGGAAAGGACUUUGGAAGAUGCAGUAAUCUUACAAUCCAUCAAAGGAUCCACACAGGAGAGAAGCCCUAUAAUUGCAUGGAGUGUGGAAAGGGCUUUAUCCGAAACAGUAGCCUUAUUACCCAUCAAAGGAUGCAUACAGGGGAGAAGCCCUAUAAAUGCAUGGAGUGUGGAAAGGGAUUCAGAAGAAGCAGUGAACUUACACGCCAUCAAAGGAUCCACACAGGAGAGAAGCCAUAUAAAUGCAUGGAGUGUGGAAAGGGCUUCAUCCAAAACAGUCACCUUAUUACCCAUCAAAGGAUCCACACAGGAGAGAAGCCAUAUAAAUGCAUGGAGUGUGGAAAGGGCUUCAUCCAAAACAGUCACCUUAUUACCCAUCAAAGGAUGCACACAGGGGAGAAGCAAUAUAAAUGCAUGGAGUGUGGAAAGGGCUUCAGAACCAGCCAUGAACUUACAUGUCAUCAAAGGAUACACACAGGGGAGAAGCCAUAUAAAUGCAUGAAGUGUGGAAAGGGCUUCAGCACACCCCAUAGUCUUAUUUCCCAUAACAUGAUUCACACAAUGGAGAAGCCCUAUAAAUGCAUGGAGUGUGGAAAGGACUUCGGAACACGCAGUAAACUUACAUGCCAUCAAAGGAUCCACACAGGAGAGAAGCCAUAUAAAUGCAUGGAGUGUGGAAAGGUCUUCAGAUCAAGCAGUAAACUUGCACGCCAUCAAAGGAUCCACACAGGAGAGAAGCCAUAUAAAUGCAUGGAGUGUGGAAAGGACUUCGGAACACGCAGUAAGCUUACACGCCAUCAAAGGAUCCACACAGGAGAGAAGCCAUAUAAAUUCAUGGAGUGUGGAAAGGGCUUCAGAACAAGCAGUGAACUUACAUACCAUCAAAAGAUCCACACAGGAGAGAAGCCAUAUAAAUGCAUGGAGUGUGGAAAUGGUUUCAGAAGAAACUGUGAACUUACAUCCCAUCAAAGGAUCCACACAGGAGAGAAGCCAUAUAAAUGCAUGGAAUGUGGAAAGGGCUUCAGAACAAGCAGUGAACUUAAAUGCCAUCAAAGGAUCCACACAGGGGAGAAGCCAUAUAAAUGCAUGGAAUGUAGAAAGGGCUUCAGAACAAGCAGUGAACUUAAAUGCCAUCAAAGGAUCCACACAGGAGAGAAGCCAUAUAAAUGCUUGGAGUGUGGAAAAGGCUUCAGAACAAGCAGUGAACUUAAAUGCCAUCAAAGGAUGCACACAGGGGAGAAGCCAUAUAAAUGCAUGGAGUGUGGAAAGAGCUUUAGAAAAAGCAGUAAUCUUACACGCCAUCAAACGAUCCACGCAGGGGAGAAGCCAUAUAAAUGCAUGGAGUGUGGAAAGGACUUCGGAACACGCAGUAAGCUUACACUCCAUCAAAGGAUCCACACAGGAGAGAAGCCAUAUGAAUGCAUGGAGUGUGGAAAGAGCUUUAGAAAAAGCAGUAAUCUUACACGCCAUCAAAGGAUCCACACAGGAGAGAAGCCAUAUAAAUGCAUGGAGUGUGGAAAGGGCUUCAGAACAAGCAGUGAACUUACAUACCAUCAAAGGAUCCACACAGGAGAGAAGCCAUAUAAAUGCAUGGAGUGUGGAAAGGACUUCGGAACACGCAGUAAGCUUACACUCCAUCAAAGGAUCCACACAGGGGGGAAGCCAUAUAAAUGCAUGGAAUGUGGAAAGGGCUUCAGAACAAGCAGUGAAUUCAAACGCCAUCAAAGGAUCCACACAGGAGAGAAGCCAUAUAAAUGCUUGGAGUGUGGAAAAGGCUUCAGAACAAGCAGUGAACUUAAAUGCCAUCAAAGGAUGCACACAGGGGAGAAGCCGUAUGAAUGCAUGGAGUGUGGAAAGAGCUUUAAAAAAAGCAGUAAUCUUACACGCCAUCAAAGGAUCCACGCAGGGGAGAAGCCAUAUAAAUGAAUGGAGUGUGGAAAGGGCUUCAGCACACCCAUAAUCUUAUUUCCCAUAACAUGAUUCAUAGACUGGAGAAUCCCCAAAACAAAGAUACAUUUGGAUGAGAAUGUAUGCUAAUUAUUGAUUUAAUGGGUUCUAUGAAUGGAUUUCAAAUUUACAGACUGAACUCUGAAAAAGGUUUUUAGUAAUGAAAAAAGAAACAAUAGGCAUGAGUCAUUAUAAUUAUGAUUUAUAUAUUUUUGAAUGUAUCUAUAUAUACAGUAUAUAGAAAUGUCUAACUAGCGGCUCACAGGCUGGUUUUGUUACGUGAAGGACAUGCCUACCCCAGCUCCGCGAAUAGGGAAACUGUUGCAAUAUGUCACAUGAUGGCCACGUGACACAUAGAGUUUGAAAUCCGUGGUAUAUAUGUUUGUUUUGUUUUAUUUUUUAGAAAUGAGUUUCCUUUUUUCCAACUGCCAGCAGUCUCCCAGUUAGUCAUAUCUCUCAGAGCGAUGCGAAGACAUUUAACAGAUGCUGCUUCCCUAAGCCCAAAAGGAAAAUUUCAAAAAAAAAAUAUAAUCAAAUUCUACCCAUGGUAGAGAACUGGGAUCCUCCACAAUAGUUAAAUUUGCAUCCCUAGUGUAGAACUGAGACCUGAAUCAGCCAGUAUCUAUGCAGAAGCAUUGAACAUUAUUCAGUCAAAGUCCUCAUGAUAUGAGGGGGUUGUCACGUGCAGAUCAAUGUAGAGCGUGUGGGAAGAGCUGAAAGGAUGAACAAUUCCUCUCUCACAAAAGGAGCCAGAAGCGCCCCAAGUGCAUGUGCAAUUUUCUUUUCAAGCAUUAUCGCCAUGUUUUGCUCUUUUGUAGUGUGGUGAGUCCAAAUUCGAUUUAAAUAAAAUCAAUUAAAUAUCA
Messenger RNA from Thamnophis elegans (Western terrestrial garter snake), 7334 nucleotides. RefSeq names its product zinc finger protein 91-like. The record is from RefSeq and is a predicted model, not a curated record. The transcript has 17 exons. Gene Ontology annotation, biological process: regulation of transcription by RNA polymerase II. Gene Ontology annotation, molecular function: DNA-binding transcription factor activity, RNA polymerase II-specific; RNA polymerase II cis-regulatory region sequence-specific DNA binding. NCBI's taxonomy places the organism in Eukaryota, Metazoa, Chordata, Lepidosauria, Squamata, Natricidae.